Messenger RNA from Cyclospora cayetanensis, 1389 nucleotides. RefSeq names its product cytoplasmic 60S subunit biogenesis factor REI1 homolog 1. The record is from RefSeq and is a predicted model, not a curated record. Gene Ontology annotation, biological process: ribosomal large subunit biogenesis. The coding region runs from base 1 to 1389 and encodes 462 amino acids. The transcript has 8 exons. Gene Ontology annotation, cellular component: preribosome, large subunit precursor. Lineage: Eukaryota; Apicomplexa; Conoidasida; Eucoccidiorida; Eimeriidae.
AUGGAUUCCCAGCCCCCACAAACGGAACCCCAAAGAAUGGGACCUCUGUCGUGCAGAAUCUGCGGUUGCGAUCUUCUAGACAGAAAUGCCUUCAAUGAGCACCACAGGGAUCCCUGGCACCUGUACAAUAUGCGUCGCCGGAACCAGCAACUCCCCUGUGUCUCAAGAUCAGAAUUUGAACGUAAGAUCGAGCUGCUGCGUCUGGCGCGGCAGUACGUACGUGGAGAUGGACCCCAGGGGAAUCCCCAGCAAGGGGAACCCGACACUCGGGAGUCACCAGUUACUAGAAGUGCUGCUGCUUUCGAGGAUGCAGUUCGUUGCAACAGAAAAGGGACAGACCACCGAAAGAAGCAGCAUUCGCACCAGGAGGACGGGGAGAAGACGUUCACAGCAACCACCGACGAGCGGAGUGCAGCAGCGAAAGCAGCAGCUGCUGCUUGGCGCACUGCGCUGCAGCAUUAUCCUGAAAGAUGCAAUCUUUUCGAGCAGAUGCUUCCCUUCACCUCCACCGCAGCGAACCUUGAGUAUAUGAAAGAAGCUUACGGGUUCUUCAUCCCUGAUGAGGAUUACUGCACGAAUUAUGCGGGUUUGCUGCGGUGCCUGUGGCGGCGGCAGCAGCAGCAGCCGAGCUGUCUUUACUGCUGCAAACGCUUCAGGGGAAUCCGUGCCGCACUGCAGCAUAUGCAGCAGCAACGGCAUUUCCAACUCAAGUGGGACGAGGAGCAGCAGGAGCUACUGCAGGGGUUCUACGAUUACCGGAAGUCGUACUAUGAGUUGCUUGAGCGUCUCCCCGGCCAAGAAUCCUAUCAGCUGCCAGCCCCUGAGGAAUUCAGCGAGGUGGAAACCAACCAGGGGGUAACGUCAGAACAUUCAGAGGUGAACGAGGAGGACUGGGAAUAUUGCAGCAGUGAGGAUGAAAGCGCUGCUUUGGAGCAGCAGAAGUUGGAGUCGCUCCUACAGACCAGAGGAUGGCGGCGUGCCCGGGUGACGGAUGAAGGGCAUUUGCAGCUUCCCAAUGGCCAAGAGGUGCUACACCGCUCUCAUGCAGUUUUCUGUCGGCAGCGCAUCCGCAAUGUAACGCCUCAGCUUGCCGAACAAUGCGUCAUCAGGGACAUGAGAGGGCUGCUGUUGCCACCCGUGCCCGUAUUAGUGAAAUCGGCCCUUGCGCUCUACAAGCACUACAAGCUCCUGGCAUCCCCGGGAAUGGCAGGAGGCGAGCUACAUGUGCGGCAACACCAACGUCUGCUCUUGCCGCCUCCACAACGCCGCUUGGCGGCCCAACGUGAGACGGAGCAGCAGAGGAAACUGCAUCACCAGCGUAUGAAGCUCGGCAUAAAAGCUAAUAUUCUGCAGAAGACCAUCUUGAGAGAAACAAAGUAUUUCUUGUGA